Messenger RNA from Oryzias melastigma (Indian medaka), 3578 nucleotides. It is a transcript of the gene smarcd3b, whose product is annotated as SWI/SNF related, matrix associated, actin dependent regulator of chromatin, subfamily d, member 3b. The transcript has 14 exons. The record is from RefSeq and is a predicted model, not a curated record. Lineage: Eukaryota; Metazoa; Chordata; Actinopteri; Beloniformes; Adrianichthyidae. The coding region runs from base 356 to 1843 and encodes 495 amino acids. Gene Ontology annotation, cellular component: SWI/SNF complex; nucleus. Gene Ontology annotation, biological process: regulation of transcription by RNA polymerase II.
UAAUACCAAACAGAUGGAAAUCUCCGCACUGGUCGGUGGGGGUAAUUUGACGACGCUCCCUUGCGCGGGUGAUUUUUCAUUACUGCGAGCCUCCAGCAGAGACCGCGCCUGCGCUCCAGCUCCCUUCCCAACGAGGCUUCACCAAUCCCGGCUCCGGCUCCAUCCCCGGCUCGGCGUCCCACAGGCCGGCGCUAAUAAGUGUCUUAGCUGCCCGGUGAUGGGGGAGUGAUCGGGACCCGCCGCCGCCGCCGUGUGAAGGGAAGUUCCGUGGAGGCUCCGCGCCGCGCAGGACCACGCCACAGACGCAGACGUCCACAGUUGCUGUUGUUGAGUCGCCUCAAAAAAGCGCAGAGUGAUGGAGAGGAAGCGUCCUGGCAUGCCGUCUGGAGCGAGAAUGCCCCACCAGGGUGCUCCCAUGGGCCCCCCAGGUCCCCCGUACGGAGGUAGCCCUGCUGUGCGACCCGGCCUGCCCUCCCCGGUGAUGGAGCCCAGUCGUAAGAGGCCCGCCCCCUCUCAGCAGGUCCAGCAGCAGCAGCAACAGCAGCAACAACAGCAGCAGCAGCAGGCCGUCCAGAACCGAGCCAGAAAGAAGCCAGUGGGAUUCCCCGGAGCCAGUGAGAUGCCAGCCAGGCAGAUGGACAUGAGAGAGCCCCAGUCAGAUCCCACGCUCGGAUCAAAUGCUAAGAGAAGGAAAAUGGCAGACAAGAUUCUUCCGCAAAGGAUCCGUGAGCUGGUCCCGGAGUCCCAGGCCUACAUGGACCUGCUGGCGUUCGAGCGCAAACUGGACCAGACCAUCAUGCGUAAGCGUGUGGACAUCCAGGAGGCCCUGAAGAGACCCAUGAAGCAGCAAAAACGAAAACUGAGACUUUACAUUUCUAACACCUUCAACCCGGCCCGGCCCGACGCCGACGACUCGGACGGCAGCAUUGCAUCGUGGGAGCUGCGAGUGGAAGGGAAGCUGCUGGAUGAUCCGGGGAAGCAGAAGAAGAAGUUCUCCUCCUUCUUCAAGAGCCUGGUGAUCGAGCUGGACAAAGACCUGUACGGUCCUGACAACCACCUGGUGGAGUGGCACCGCACGCCCACCACCCAGGAGACGGACGGCUUCCAGGUGAAGCGGCCGGGAGACGUGAGCGUGCGCUGCACUCUGCUGCUGAUGCUGGACUACCAGCCUCCCCAGUUUAAGCUGGACCCUCGCCUGGCUCGCCUGCUCGGCAUUCACACGCAGACCCGCUCCUGCAUCAUCCAGGCGCUCUGGCAGUACGUGAAGACCAACAAGCUGCAGGACUCCCACGAUAAGGAGUACAUCAACUGUGACAAGUACUUCCAGCAGAUUUUCGACUGUCCUCGACUGAAGUUCUCCGAGAUUCCUCAGCGCCUCACUAACCUCCUGCUGCCCCCCGACCCCAUCGUCAUCAACCACGUCAUCAGCGUGGAUCCAAACGACCAGAAAAAGACGGCGUGCUACGACAUCGACGUGGAGGUGGAAGACCCCCUGAAGAGCCAGAUGAGCAGCUUCCUUCUCUCCACCGCCAACCAGCAGGAAAUCGCCUCGCUCGACAAUAAGAUCCAUGAGACCAUCGAGUCCAUCAACCAGCUGAAGAUCCAGAGAGACUUCAUGCUCAGCUUCUCCAGAGAUCCAAAGGGCUACAUCCAGGACUGGCUGAAAUCCCAGAGCCGAGACUUAAAGUUAAUGACAGACGUAGUAGGAAACCCUGAGGAGGAGAGGAGGGCAGCGUUUUACCAUGAACCCUGGUCUCAGGAGGCCGUCAGUCGGUAUUUCUACUGCAAGAUCCAGCAGAGAAGGCAGGAGCUGGAGCAGGCCUUAGCGGUUCGCAACACCUAAAACCUUCUGGAUUGCUGCAUCGGCUCUUGUGUGUUUUGAGUGUGUGACAGAAUCAAUUACAAGAAGCAUUGAUCAUUUAGCACUAAAGGGAGAUUUGUUUUUAUCCUGCAGAUGCUGACACCUGAAACCUUUUUUUGUGCAGAAGCAGAGAGUGUUAGAAGCAUGAAUCCAGCGAUGUCCCUUUAAAGGUUCUGCAUUUAUUGGGUCAGAAGAAAACAAUCGGAGAUUCUUAUUAUUUAAAGUUCCCACCAGCAAAGCUGAGAUUAAGAUCCAGUUGAUAUCCUCCUGCAAUCAGCUGGAUCUGUUGAUAGCAGAGCUUUAACCAAGGAUUUAUUAUCAUCUCGAUUAAUUUAAUCGCUCACUGCCUUUUUUCAGCAAGUUGAUGCUCUGAAGGUGUUUUACCAAAGUUCGCAAUAUGAAGAAGAGAACACCAAGUGGACAGACUUACAAAUUUACACUGUAGAAAGUGAAACAAUGAAUCGACAUUUGUUUCAUUUAAAAUAUUAAUUUGUAUUAAAUUACAUUUGAGUGGCCCUGUGGUACAGUGUCCACCCUGAGACUGGAAGGUUGUAAGUUCAAAUCCCGCCUGAGUCGUACCAAAGACUCAGUGCCUCCCUGUUUGACACUCAGCAUUAAGGGAUCGGAUCGGGGUUAAAUCACCGAGCGCGGCUGUGUCUGCAGCUCACCCCUCUCCCAGAGGAUGGGUCAAAUGUGGACUAAACUAAUGAGUUUAAAUGUAACAAAUUACAAAACUUUUGUUAAUAGAUCGAAUUUUUCCCUUUUUACAGUGAAAAAGUUUAAAUUUGUAAGAUCUUUUUGGUGUUCUUUAUCUCCUGACUCGAGAUGUGAAUGUAAAUACGUUUUCGUUGGGCCAGCUGGUUCUUCGUUUUGUCCGGGGUCGUACGCUUCCCCGAAUCCCCGGGGCAGGACCGUCGCUGUUCCCCGUCUCGGCUUUUUGGGGGGGUUGAAAAAAGACCCCCCCCACACUCUGUAGCUGUAACAUAUAACCCGCACCGGUCACGACUUUUUAACGACACUUGACUCGUAUGUAUAUGUUGUACUGUCAGAUCCUGUUUCCUCGUCGUUCGUUUCAGCAGUUUUUCGAUGGGAACCUCGCCGGGGUUUCUUUGCACUGUGCUGUAACUCUUUUAUCAUCCCGAGUGAUUUCAUGAAGACCUAUGCAUGCUCCAUGGACACUGAUGUAAAUAGAAGAUAGUGUGAGACGAGCGCACAGUUGUGGAAAUUGCCUUUUUUUUGCCAAAAAUGGACGUACUCUACCAGCAACUAACUGUAGGUGUGAGUUUCUUUUAUCGAGGUGUGUUUUGUUAGAACUAAGUUAUAUCCACUGCACUCAGUAGAGAAGAAAUGUAGUCAUAGGUAGUGUUUUGGUCCUGUUCUGUUUUUUGUUUUUCUAUGUACGACCAGGGCAUUCAUAUUGUUGUCACUGAAUCACUAGCACCCUCUUGUGGAGGAAACUGGAGCUUCGAGGAGCUCAUCACCUUCAGUACUACUGUCUUCUACUGUCGGUCUCGACCCCUGCAUGUGAUUCUGAAGAGGUCUUUGUUUACACUGAGGGUCAACGCCAGGAGGAUUAUGGUGAACAUGCUGUACUUCUGUGAGGGUUUGAUCACAGACAAAAAAAAAACAAAAAACAAAAAAAACGGAAAUCCGCUGUGACAUCGAGAGACAGCCUGGAUGUAAAUAAAGAAGCGCUUGCCAAAGUUUGUAAAUGUCA